AUGGCUUCCACGGGCGAUUCGAAAAAGAGUCUUCUUCUGACCUACGACACCGAAUUGAUACAAAACUAUAUCCAGGGCGAGAUAGUUUCCCCGAAACAUAAGUUUGAAGCCCUCCAAACAAAGGAUGGCCACACUCUACUCUUUGGCAUCGAUUCUUCCAAUAUAUUUCAUGUCAUCGAAGAGAGCAGCGGACAACACAGCACAGGGUGGGCGCAGAUUGAUCUUUCCACGGCGGCGAUCAGCUCGAAACUCCCGGGAAAGAAGGAUGCGAUAGUGAGGACAUUCGACGUCGGGCAGAGUGUUCUCGACCAAACCAUUGGAAUGGCCAUGGCGGUUCGUGUGGAAGGGAAAGACAGCCUUUUCGUAUCGCUGAAGAAUUCCAACUCGGAUACCUCCUGGACGAAGAAACCGGAAUGGACAUUGGUCCCGUUUGAUGCCGUCAAUGAGACCCAGCCAAGCAUUACCGUUGCAGGGGUCUGGUUUGCAGAGACAGAUAGUCAGAGACAAUACCUUGUGGUUGAUAUUGAUCGAUCGGGAUCAUCCGCGAUCAAGGAUAUCGCACGCUACUAUGUCGACCCCUCUGUAACCUCUGGUAGUCGCUGGGUUAAGCAUGACGUCCCGGUCGAUAUCGCCGCCGGCGACUAUCAAAGCUGUAUCGGACGAGUGCGCCGUGGCCGGAUCGACGGAAUCUACACUGCUGGAACCGCUGGAGGCAGCGCCCAGCUUGAUUAUGUGCCGCUUGAAAACAUCUUCGGGGAUGGACCGCCCCUUCCAACCCGGUUCAAGCUGCCCGAGAACAAGAUUCCAUCUGCUAUAGCCACUGCUCGUAAGGACAAUGGCGAGACAGACCUCUAUAUCCUCAAUGGCUCGACCCUGUACCGCAUAGCAGCCGAGAAGCAGAAGGAUGAUGCUACAGCGGACGCCGUCCUGACCCACAGCCUGCUUUCUGGCACUGAAGUGCUGCGCGCCAUGAUCCACCAAGGAGUAUUGACUCUCUUUGGAAAGAAUGGAAGUGAUCAGGUCUAUUACCUUUCAUGCCACAUCGAAAAGGUGGCGGAUCCGAGAGCAUGGAAUGUUCCAGUUCCUAUUGCCAACGGAGUGGAGCAGAUUUCGGCGUACGUGAACAGGGCAGAUGGGGGAAACACCAUAUUCACAUCUGGUGGGGGCAGGCUAAGCAAGAUCACUCAGGACAUCAAUACUCUGUGGAAGCCGCAGAAUAUCAAGCUGGCGCCGGCGUCAACCACUGAAAAGGCCCUCAUCUUCAAAUCUUAUACGACCUUCAUUCAUGUUACAGAUGAGAAUGAACUAGCGGCCAGCGGUGCCACUCUGAAAGUUUCAACGGCCUCGCGCACACCAGUCUAUAUUAACGGAUUGUAUUACGUCCUUGGACAGAGUCCGAUCGAGGUGAGAGCAGACCGAACAGGCUCGAUGACGGUGAUCGAGGAGACCCCGAAUAUUAACGGUGCAACGCUCACAGUCUCCACGGAUGGAGGCGUGACAAAUACUGCCAUCAACCCGAUGGAUAAAUCUUUUGAAAAGCUUGGAAAGCUCAAUACCAAAGACUCUCUCCGUGAUGCCAGCUUCCCAUCAGAGACGCAUGGAGGGGGGGUGGUAGGAACACCGAAGAAAAGCCCGCUGGUCCAUUCAUCGACCAAGGAUAGCGACCUCGACAAGGUUGCUGGAAAUAUGGCAGGGCUGAACAAGGCUUGGCUCGAGUCUGGCGUCGAAGCGGUGGUAGAGGUUAUUUGGCAUGAGGCAACGCAGGCAUGGCACUUCAUCGCGACGAUCGCCGGAGAUAUCUACCGUGCCAUUCUAGACACAGUCGAGGCCGUUCUCGCUGCAGUCGAGUGGAUUUUCAAUGCCAUCAAGACGGCGAUCGAGGCGAUCGUCAAAUUUAUAGAGUUCUUCAUUGGCGAUGCCAAGAAUACCUUUAACCAAAAGAUCGAAUCUGUGGAGAAAUCUCUGAAUGAAUGGGCGGACAUCGACUGGUCACCUCUCGGGGAUACCAUCAGCAAGCCUGCGUCGAGUAGCAGCAAAAGCAACUCCAAGAACCAAACAUCCGGCUCUCAGUUGCUGGCUCAUCAUUAUAAGACCAACGCCAGCAGUGUCAGUGUUGUCGCUGACUCGCCGUUUUCUGGAGAUAUCAACAAAGAUCCGGUUCAGAAAGCCCUUGACGAUCUACACGGCGCCCUGUCCAAAGAAGAUCAAGUGAUUUCCGGCUUUCGCGACCAGAUUGGAGAAGUGGCUAAGCAAUUCGCGACGAUGACCGUCGAGGAGGCCCUCAAGAAGAUCGUAGCUAUCUUAGUUGAUGGGAUUCUUGCCAGCGUGGAGGUGGUGGUCGAUGCCCUCCUGGAUCUACUCCAGGAUCUGGCUACAGCAGUAGUGGGUAUGGUGGACGCAAAGCUGCAUAUCCCCAUUAUUUCCGAUAUUUUGAAUGCCAUUGGUAUCCCAGACAUCUCCUUUCUUGACCUCUUCACCUGGGUUGCUGCUGUUUGCUAUACUGUGGUAUAUAAGAUCGCAAAGGGAGUGCCUCCUUUUCAGGACAACAAGGAUGUACAAUCCGUGAUCGAUGCCGGCAGCUGGAAUGAUCUAAUUGACGCAUUGCAUGCUCCGGCAUCAUCCUCGGUCACUUCUAGCGCUCUCUAUGCCAUGCCUGCCGCGCGUCUCGCCUCUGAGCCAGCUACCUCUCCCUCAAGCAAGCCAACCGUCCUACAGGAUAUCAUUUUCAUCGCUGGACACUCCGUGAGUGGAAUUUGUGGAGUUAUUGGUACAUUUGUAAACGCUUUAGAAGCCGAGGCUCCCACUGGCGACAACCCGAUGUCCACACCGUCAGCCAUCCUUGGGUUCAUUGGCGCAGCAUCCCAAGCUGUGGCCGAUAUAGUGUCGCCAAAGGAUCCACUUGAGGAGCCUAUUUUCAGUACGCUUAGCACCAUCACGAGUGCUGCGACUGUAGUCUCCAAACUUGUGUUCAGUAGCUAUGGCCAGAAAAAGCUGGGCAAAUUAGGAUUACCCACUGCUGGAGACCCUCGCGGUAUGGGCGCGGGGAUUAAUGUGUUACUGGUCGGUGUUGGUGCCGCUGCAACAAUCAAGCAUUUUGUCGAGCUGGCCAAAGAUCCAGCUGGAAAAGACCGGUCAGCUGCGAUUGUCGGGGAAGUAUCAAACCUGACUUCAUAUAUCAGCCGGAUCUCAUAUGCAUUGGCUGUCAAUGAUAUCGACGAAGAUACGCGGCAGGUAGUCAUUGCAGUCAUGACGGUGAGCAAUCUCAUUACAGCCGGUCUCCAAAUAGCAGAGGCUAUUAUUGACUAG
Aspergillus pseudotamarii is the source of this 3306-nucleotide messenger RNA. RefSeq lists its product as uncharacterized. The transcript is spliced from 3 exons. NCBI's taxonomy places the organism in Eukaryota, Fungi, Ascomycota, Eurotiomycetes, Eurotiales, Aspergillaceae. The coding region runs from base 1 to 3306 and encodes 1101 amino acids. The record is from RefSeq and is a predicted model, not a curated record.